Grus americana (Whooping crane) is the source of this 3119-nucleotide messenger RNA. RefSeq names its product SLAIN motif family member 1 (gene SLAIN1). The transcript has 8 exons. Gene Ontology annotation, cellular component: microtubule plus-end. Gene Ontology annotation, biological process: positive regulation of microtubule polymerization; cytoplasmic microtubule organization; microtubule nucleation. Bases 316 to 2148 code for a protein of 610 amino acids. Lineage: Eukaryota; Metazoa; Chordata; Aves; Gruiformes; Gruidae. The record is from RefSeq and is a predicted model, not a curated record.
GCGGCCCCCGCCGCCCUUCCCCUGGGCGGAUGGCGGGGGAAGCAGGCGGCUCUUUGUUCCCGCCGUGUGCGCGGCGCUCCGGCUGCCGGAGUGGGAGGGGAUCCCACUCGCGUCCUUGUCGCCGCUGACGGGAGGCGCAAAAGCGGCGGCGGAGCGGGGGUGGGCAGAGCGGCGCAGGGCCGGGCCGGGCCCCCAGCGCGGUGAGCGGCGCUCCCCUGCGCUCCCGCCUCCCUGCCGCCCGCGGGGGCCGGGCGCUGCCCUCCGGCGGCGCGGCGGAGCAGGUGCCGGCGGCGGGCCGGUAGGCAGGCAGGCAGGAUGGAGGCUGCCUUGCUGAAGCCUGCGAUGAUGGCGGAGGUGAAAGGGAGCGGCGCCGGCUCCUCCGUCAGCGCCGAGCUGGAGGUGAAGAAGCUGCAGGAGCUGGUGCGGAAGCUGGAGAAGCAAACCGAGCAGCUCCGGAGCCGCGCUGCCGCUGCCGCGGUGGCCGCCGGCCCGCCCAGCCCGCACCUGCUGCUGGCCCCGCCGCCGGCCCCCGGUGCGCUGCGCCCCGCCAGCCCCCCCUGCGCGGCGGGCGGCGGUGGGGUCGCGUCGUGCAUGCCCAGCCCGGUGCCCACCCUGCUGUGCGCCGCCGCGCUGGGCCCGCCGGAGCCCCUCGCCUAUUUCAAGCCCUCGCCCGGCCUGCCGGCGGCCGGCGGCGGGGGACAGGAAGCCAGCGGUGGCGGCGGCGGUGGUCCGGGGGCGGUGGCGGUGGCGGCCACGGUGCUGGACGAAGUGGCGGUGCUGGAGCUGGAGGACGGCUGCUGCGGACAGGACGAGGAUACAUGGUUGUACGUCUUGCCUACCAAGACUCUCACUCCUCAAGAGAAAUCACUGAGUCCUCUGCAGUGGUGCAGGCGUGUUCUGGAUCAUCCAAGUCCUGAGAUAGAGGCUGCAAAACGUUCCCUAUGCUUUAGAUUGGAACAAGCUAGCCGAUGGCGGAACCUCUUCUCUACACCUGUCUCCUUGGCUUUUCCCUAUAGUCCUGUUGCAAGACUCACCCCAUAUACCAAUGGCUUUAAUAGUCCCAGCUUCUCUAAAACCUCCAGUAAAGCAAUACUAACACCUGAACGGACAGGUUACAUUUCUAGGAGUUCACCUUUGAGCCCACAGUCAUCCAUAGACAGUGAACUGAGCACCUCGGAGCUGGAGGAUGAUUCCAUCUCCAUGGGAUACAAGCUGCAGGACCUCACCGAUGUUCAGAUCAUGGCUCGUCUACAAGAGGAGAGCCUUAGGCAAGAUUAUGCUUCGACUUCAGCGUCUGUGUCAAGGCACAGUUCGAGCGUCUCUCUGCAUGCGGGAAAGAAAGGGACGUGCGGUGACCAGGAAUACGAUCGCUAUAGUCUUGAGGACGAGGAAGAGUUUGACCACCUCCCGCCUCCGCAGCCGCGGCUGACUCGCUGCUCCCCCUUCCAGAGAGGGAUUCCUCACUCACAGACUUUCUCCAGUAUCCGGGACUGCAGGAGGAGCCCUACCUCCCCGCACUUCCCUUCCAGUACUUAUCAGCAGCCCUACUACUCUCCUCAAGCCCAAACUCCAGAGCAGCAACCAAAUAGGAUUAAUGGAGAUAAACUUCGAAGAAGCAUGCCUAACCUCGCACGGAUGCCAAGUACCCCCACCAUUAACAGUAAUGCUGGCUUUGCUAGUUCUCCAGUCACUGUGAGGAACAGUCAGAGCUUUGACUCCAAUUUGCACGGAGCCAGUAAUGGGAUUUCAAGGAUGCAGUCGUGUAUUCCAUCACCAGGACAGCUUCAACACAGAGUUCACAGUGUGGGACAUUUUCCAGUGUCUGUCAGACAGCCUCUCAAAGCUACUGCCUACGUAAGCCCAACCGUACAAGGUGGUGGUAGCAGUAGUAGUAGUAGCAGCAGCAGUAUUCCAGUGUCCAACAACUUGCAGUUAUAUUCUAACACUGGGAUCCCAAUGCCAAACAAGACUGCCAGUCAAGGGAUUGUAGGGCGCAGUGCUCUUCCAAGACCAUCGCUGGCCGUCAAUGGGAGUGGCAUACCCAGAAGUAAAAUUGCACAGCCAGUUCGAAGUUUUCUUCAACCUCCAAAGCCACUUUCGUCACUCAGCACGAUGCGGGAUGGGAACUGGAGAGACGGCUGCUAUUGAUGAGGGAUGCCCAUCAACAGUGGAAAAUAAAUAAUGCGGAUUUCAUUACCCAGCUGGCUGGGUAACAAUGAUUUGGGAAAGGAGGGUCAUACAGUAUUAUUUCCCCUGGGAUUUUAAUAUGUAACCAUCCAUAAUGCAAUGUCAUUUUUAAAAAAUGAACAUCUUAUCAAGUACUAAAUACUGCACUUAAUCAGUUACCUGAACAGCUGCGUUGUUAUCAGACUAACAAUGGCAGUGCUGGCAUUUGGAACUGAAGAAAAUAUUAUGUGCGAAGUACCAGAAUAUUUCCUUGGAAAGAACUAGGAGAUAAUGCUUUUCAGGCAGCUCUGCUGUACUGAAUUUAUGAAGUAACUUAUUCAGUGUAAAGGCAUCAUGCAUUUUACUUUGAAUUUUGGGGGGGGCUUAUGUAUGUGCUUGAAUUUUUUUCUAGUGUUUCCAGUACAUUUUAUUUUGUAUACUUCAGUUCAUUUAAACUUGCCUGAACCUUGAACAACAGAGAGAUAAUUUAACUUUUCUGUGCCAUAAAUAAUAUUUUUGGGGUAAUGUACUUUUUUUAGCGCUAGGAACAUAUCUUACAAAAUCAUACCAUUGGCAAUACAAAGCAGUAUAUUUAUGUUGCAGAAGCACAAAAAAGUAGCAUUCACUGGAAAUUGCCAUCCAGCUGGGUCAGCAUGGUUUGUUGGUCUUUCACCAUUUGUUCAAUUGUUAAUUUAUUGUCAUAGUGGUUUGUAUUUAAAAAGGCAGCAUAAGUCACAUUGCACUUACAAAGAUACAGUGAUCUCUAAAACUACAGUUGGUUUUCAGUACUUUAUUACAAAGAAUAAAAUUGUAAUGUUUUAUUAACAGUUGCUUAUGGAAAAUGAGUUUUAAUGCGAAUAAAUCUUUUUGAUAGAUCUUUUACAAAAUCCAAUUGCACUAAUCAAUGCUUUCUUAUAAUGGCACAUGACUUAAUAUUUGAUUACAACUGUGUA